CAUUUGUGUGGACACCUCUCACCGACGGAGGACGAGAACAUGGCGGCCUCCUUGCGUCUGGGUCGUCGGGGAGUUUUAUUCGGCCUUAGAUUGUCUAAUGUUAAUAAAUGUUUAUGGGCCACGCACUCAUGGCAGGAUCAUGUCAGACACUUCUUCCAGUCACCGUGGGUGCUCGGUGUCAGCCCACUCAAAGUGGAAAUGCCAGCUCUUUCUCCUACCAUGGAGGAGGGAAACCUUGUCAAAUGGCUGAAAAAGGAAGGUGAGGCGGUGGCAGCGGGCGACGCCCUCUGCGAGAUUGAGACGGACAAAGCUGUGGUUACCAUGGAAUCCAACGAUGAUGGCAUCUUGGCAAAGAUCCUGAUGGAGGAGGGAAGUCGCAACGUGCGCCUUGGCACCCUCAUCGCCCUCAUGGUGGAAGAAGGGCAGGACUGGAAGCAGGUUGAGAUCCCCCCUCCAGAUGCUGCAGCUCCUCCUGCUAAACAAGCAGCCGCCGCCUCAGCUGUGGCCCCGGCAGCUCCCUCCCCACCUCCGCCACCUAAACCAGCCACGUCAGGGCCGUUACGUCUGAGCCCAGCAGCGAGACACAUUCUAGGCACCCAUGGGUUAAACCCAAAGUUGGCCACAGCCACUGGACCAAGAGGACUUAUCACCAAGGAAGAUGCGUUGAAUCUUUUGAAGAAGGCUCCACCCUCCAAAGCGACACCAGCCACAGUUGCCUCAGCUGCCCCGAUUCCUGUGCCCACCCCAGCGGCUGCUCCUCCACCACCGGGCGCCAGACCCAAUAUACCGCCUCUCUCCGUCCCCGGGAAACCAGGAGCACCGGGAACUUUCUCUGAAAUCCCAGCUACAAACGUCCGCCGUGUGAUCGCCCAAAGACUAACCCAGUCGAAGACCACCAUCCCCCACGCGUACGCCUCCGUCGACUGUGACAUGGCCGCCGUCAUGCAGCUCCGCAAAGAUCUGGCCAAAGAACAGGUCAAAGUAUCCGUUAAUGAUUUCAUUAUUAAGGCAGCUGCUGUCGCACUUAAAGAAAUGCCAGAAGUGAACGUGACCUGGUCUGGCGAUGGACCCCGUGCACUCGAUUCAGUCCAUAUCUCAAUCGCCGUGGCAACUGACAAAGGCCUCAUUACUCCAAUCAUCAAGGAUGCUGCAACCAAAGGAGUCCAGGAGAUCUCAGCCAACGCCAAGGCAUUGGCACAAAAGGCCCGGGAUGGGAAACUUCUACCUGAGGAGUACCAGGGAGGCUCAUUCAGUAUAUCCAACCUAGGGAUGUUUGGAAUCAGCGGCUUCAGUGCCGUGAUCAACCCUCCUCAGGCUUGUAUCCUCGCCGUUGGGACCUCCAGGGCCGAGCUGCGCCUGUGCGAGGAUGACCAGACCCUCCGCACUCAGCAGCUGAUGACAGUUACAUUGUCCAGCGACGGACGCCUGGUGGAUGAUGAAUUGGCCUCGCGGUUUCUCGAUAAGUUCCGUGCCAACCUAGAACGACCCCAGCGCAUGGCGCUGGCCUGAAAAACCAACCCGUAGCUUUCUAAAAGGGAUUGAAACAGUAAGAACGCCCUACAUGACGAACCCUAGCUCAUGUUUUUUUGGAAGCCAACAGCUCUUAAUUUUUUUAAAAAAAUGACCAUUCAUGGUUAGAUUAAGGCUUACGAAGUAGUGAUGUACAUAUUGUAAACUGUAAUUUGUGGCUUGCCACUGACUCGCUUUGUGAUGGAGGAGGGUCUGUUAGAGUGGAAGAUUCUAGCGGUGGUGCCAAUAUCACCAAGACAGAUGCUGUAUAACACAGCUAACUGUGUCCCGUACACUGUAAAAUGGUAUGUCAAGUGGUUGGUCUACCACACAGGGUGGUGUACAUAUAUAUAAAGUGCUUAUUCCAGUCCAACAACUUUUCUUCAUUUUCACUAUUAGAACACAUGCAAAUGUUGCUGUAAAAUCUCCUGAUGUCCAUUUGUCAACUUAUUUAUUACUGCACAUUAGAGGCAGUGUAAUUUCCACUAAGGUUAAACCCAAGUUGAGCACUUCUUCUUCUUGCAAAUGUCAUGAAGUCAUUAAUAAUGAACUGUUCCUGUUAAUAUGUUUUAAUUUAUUUAAAACUGCAUUAAUAAAAACAAGCCCUCCGAGUCCUCGUGUGUACAAAGCGAAUAUCGAUUCCGGUUUCUUUAGAUGCCAAUAAAACACAUUGUUCAACCUCCA
Mugil cephalus (flathead mullet) is the source of this 2193-nucleotide messenger RNA. It is a transcript of the gene pdhx, whose product is annotated as pyruvate dehydrogenase complex component X. Bases 40 to 1509 code for a protein of 489 amino acids. Gene Ontology annotation, cellular component: mitochondrion; pyruvate dehydrogenase complex. The transcript has 11 exons. Gene Ontology annotation, biological process: pyruvate decarboxylation to acetyl-CoA. Lineage: Eukaryota; Metazoa; Chordata; Actinopteri; Mugiliformes; Mugilidae. Gene Ontology annotation, molecular function: acyltransferase activity. The record is from RefSeq and is a predicted model, not a curated record.